AUGGGAUUCACUACAACUCCACUAUGGUGCCUGAGCGCAUGGGCUACAAUAGCGGCUGCAGGCUCUGAUGGCCAGUAUGGUCCGCUCAACUUCAAAGCAGUAUUUGGGCAGUCACCCGCGCCGCUGAUCAUAGACGUCAAUCCUACAUUCAUCGAACAGACACGGCUCAAAGCCAGCUUAACCCGUCCUGCCAUUGACAUCGAAAUCCCCCCGUUCACGGAAGGCGUCCCUUCAAACAACAUCUCCGCCAUUACCGAUUUCUGGGCGAAUAGCUACGACUGGCCCGCUGUGCAAAGCGACCUCAAUCACCACUAUCGGCAUUUCACCACAACAAUCCCUCCUCUGAACGACUCCCACGCAACAUUCCCAGACCCGGUGCCGCUGCACUUCGUACACCAUAUUUCAUCACGAUCUGAUGCCAUACCCCUUCUCUUUAUCCACGGCUGGCCAGGCUCGUUUCUAGAAGUGGGCAAUAUUUUGGCAGAUUUGGUGGAGCCAUCGAACCGAUCUGAUCCAGCCUUCCACGUGGUCGCACCAUCGAUACCAGGGUUUGGGUUCUCUCCAGCGCCGACGAAGCCUGGGUUUGGAUUGAUCGAAGCCGGUGCAGCUUUCCACCAGCUUAUGCUGCAGCUUGGCUACGAGCGCUUCGUAAUUCAAGGCGGCGAUUUCGGCUCUCACACAGCCCGCUACAUGGGCGCCGCAUACCCCGACUCCGUGGUCUCCAUCUUGUGCAAUUUGUAUGGGGUCAUCGCCAACGACACAGACCGCGCUCGGAAAGCGGCGAACGAAACGACCGCAGAAGAGAAUUCCUACAUCGACUUUCUCGACGCGACGAUGCCCUUCGCCCUGGCGUUUUGGGACCUAGAAGCCGUGGUCCCACUGCAGCUGGGCAUCCUCCUGACCGAUAGCCCAGUAGGUAAUCUCGCCUGGCCAUACAUGGGCAUGCGUGGAUAUGCGCCCGGCUACGAAUGGUCAUUCGAGGAUUUGAUUACCUGGGCAAUGAUGUUAUACAUUCAAGGUCCGUACGGCAGCGUCAGGAUCUACCAUGAGCUGAAAAGAGAGGGCACACUUGACUUCCGAUACCCCUACGUCCCCGUCCCUACAGGCGUGCUGCAAUAUUUCCCCGAUGCGGCGUAUGGCGCGCCGCGCGACUGGUGUGAACGUACCGCCAACGUAACAUCCUUUGUGCGCAAAGAUCCGGGCGUCCUCGGUGGUCACUUCCCGGCACAUGUGAAUCCGAAAGAACUAGUCUCCGAUAUUCGAGCCUUUUGGGCGUCCCCCGAAGGUGGAUGGCUGGUGGGCGCGAUCGAGCAGUGA
Exophiala aquamarina CBS 119918 is the source of this 1317-nucleotide messenger RNA. RefSeq lists its product as uncharacterized. Gene Ontology annotation, biological process: epoxide metabolic process. The transcript is spliced from 2 exons. The record is from RefSeq and is a predicted model, not a curated record. Lineage: Eukaryota; Fungi; Ascomycota; Eurotiomycetes; Chaetothyriales; Herpotrichiellaceae. Bases 1 to 1317 code for a protein of 438 amino acids. Gene Ontology annotation, molecular function: epoxide hydrolase activity.